This is a messenger RNA of Xyrauchen texanus (razorback sucker), 3101 nucleotides long. RefSeq names its product intraflagellar transport protein 88 homolog. The record is from RefSeq and is a predicted model, not a curated record. The coding region runs from base 405 to 2960 and encodes 851 amino acids. The transcript is spliced from 28 exons. Gene Ontology annotation, cellular component: ciliary base; non-motile cilium; ciliary basal body. Gene Ontology annotation, molecular function: kinesin binding. NCBI's taxonomy places the organism in Eukaryota, Metazoa, Chordata, Actinopteri, Cypriniformes, Catostomidae. Gene Ontology annotation, biological process: kidney development; intraciliary transport; non-motile cilium assembly.
AACUUGAAACCACUCCCAGUACUAUACUAGAACCCAAAUAUCACCAGAGACCGUUCAUAGGCCCUGUCCCAAAUGGCACACUUCGGACUUGUGGACUUCCUCAGAGUCCACACUUCGGUGACGUCAUGUAGUGCAGACUUAUAGGGCCCCUCGCGCAAGUCCACAAGGGCGCAUUGAGAAGUAUUUUUGGGACAGACUCGAUCGUGAAGCGUGGUUAUUGUUGGACAGGAGCUGCAGGUUCGGUUCGGGGAAAUAUGCUGCCUAUUGUUGUUGUUUUUACUAUUGUGUUUGCGAGAUGGCUUGCCAUGCAGAGAAAUCACAUUUAUGCGCUCCGACGUCGUAGAAGACAAGAUUAUUUUUCAUGCAUACAAAUGCUGAUGUUAUGCACGGAGGAAAGGUAGAUUAUGGAGAAUGUGCAUCUUGUCCCAGAGGAGGAGGAUGAUCUGUAUACAGGCUACAAUGAAUACAAUCCAACAUUUGACUCAGAGGACCUUCACAACGAUGCAGGUUUUCAGCAGGCCGUCAGGACUAGUCAUGGGAGAAGACCACCAAUGACUGCUAAAUAUCCUGGGACUGCGAUUGGAGGGCGACCGCUUGGAACAACUUUUGGAUCUCGGAUGCCUAUUGGCACUUCAAUGGGAAGACCUAUGACUGGAGCUGUUCAGGACGGUGCAGCUCGUCCCAUGACUGCAGUGCGGGCAGCAGGAUAUUCUUCAUCUUUAGCUAGAGGCUCAGUGUUUGAUCCACUGGGACAAUCGAAAGGACCAGCACCUCCAUUAGAGAUGAAGAAUGAAGACACUCCAGAGGAGAAGAUAAAGAUCCUGGAAAAGAAGGUGAAUGAUUUGAUAGAGGAGAGUUGUCUCACUCACGCACAUGGGGAUCUACAACUGUCUCUAGAGAAGGCCAAAGAGGCAGGCAGAAAGGAAAGGGCUCUGGUAAGACAGAGAGAACAAACAGGCACUGCAGAGCACAUCAAUCUAGAUCUGACCUUCUCUGUGCUGUUUAAUUUAGCAAACCAAUAUGCCAAUAAUGACAUGUACACCGAAGCCCUAAACACUUACCAAGUCAUUGUGAAGAAUAAAAUGCUUAAUAAUGCUGGACGAUUAAAAGUGAACAUGGCAAAUAUCUAUUUCAAGCUAAAGAACUACACAAAGGCAAUCAAAUUUUACCGCAUGGCUUUGGAUCAGAUCUCAAAUGUCCAUAAUGCAAUGAGGAUCAAGAUAAUGCAGAACAUUGGAGUUGUGUUCAUACACAUGGGCCAGUACUCCGAUGCAAUCACCUCCUUUGAGUACAUCAUGAGUGAGAGUCCCAACAUAAAGACAGGCUUCAACCUCAUCCUGUGCUACUAUGCCAUCGGAGACCGUGAGAGGAUGAAGAAAGCUUUCCAGAAACUAAUUUGUGUUCCUCUUGAAAUUGAUGAUGAAGACAAGUAUAUUCCUCCAAAUGAUGACACCCAUGCAAACAUGGUCAUUGAGGCUAUUAAGAAUGAUAAGCUGCAUCAAAUGGAAUCGGAGAGGAAAGCACUAGCAGAAAAAUACAUUAUGACCUCAGCUAAGCUUAUUGCUCCAGCCAUCGAGUCAUCAUUUGCAGCUGGUUUUGACUGGUGUGUAGACAUGGUAAAGGGUUCACAAUACGUGGAGCUGGCAAAUGACUUGGAGAUCAACAAAGCAAUUACCUACCUAAGACAAAGGGACUUCAAACAGGCAGUUGAGACCCUGAAGAUGUUUGAAAAGAAGGACAGUCGGGUUAAAAGUGCUGCUGCCACUAACCUUUCCUUUCUCUACUUUUUGGAAAAGGAUUAUGAUCAAGCAGAUCGCUACGCUGACCUUGCCAUGAGCGCUGACCGCUACAACCCUGCUGCACUUAUUAACAAAGGCAACACAGUGUUUGUGAAGGAGGACUAUGAGAAAGCAGCAGAGUUUUAUAAGGAGGCUCUUCGUAAUGACUCGUCCUGCACCGAGGCUCUCUAUAACUUAGGUUUGACCUAUAAGAGGCUGGGUAGGCUAGAGGAAGCCCUGGACUGCUUCCUUAAACUACAUGCUAUCCUCAGAAACAGCGCUCAGGUCAUGUAUCAGUUGGCUAAUCUAUAUGAGAUGCUGGAAGACCCUCAUCAGGCAAUUGAGUGGCUGAUGCAGCUCACCAGUGUGACUCCAACAGAUGCCCAGGUGCUGGCCAAACUGGGAGACCUUUAUGACAAUGAGGGAGACAAAUCACAGGCAUUCCAGUACUAUUAUGAGUCAUACAGGUAUUUUCCCUCAAACAUUAGUGUCAUUGAGUGGUUGGGAGCAUAUUACAUUGAUACCCAGUUCUGUGAGAAAGCUAUUCAGUACUUUGACAGAGCUACCCUCAUUCAACCAACCCAGGUGAAAUGGCAGCUGAUGGUGGCGAGCUGUUACAGGAGAAGUGGAAAUUAUCAGAAGGCACUUGAGACCUACAAGGACAUUCAUUGGAAAUUCCCAGAGAAUGUUGAAUGUCUUCGCUUCCUGGUCAGACUGUGCACAGAUAUGGGAUUAAAAGAGGUGCAGGACUAUGCAACCAAACUUAAGAAAGUUGAGAAAAUGAAGGAGAUCAGGGAGCAGAGGGUGAGGUCUGGGAGGGACAGCAGUGCUCGGGGUCGGAGAGAAGGCAGUGCUGGCAGUGGGAGCAGCUCAAGUCCCAUCAAUACCCCUCCUCUGAGAGCCAGUGUUUCUCGCCCUGAAGCCAAGUAUAGUCCUGUACUGGAGCAGGGCAGAGACAGUGGACAGAGCACCAGUGCCAAGGGUGAACGGCUUAGUGUUAAGUUGAAAACACUUCCAGGUUCCAAUGAGCCAUAUGAAGCCAGUACUCAGCAGGAAAUAGAUGCUUCUUAUGUCGAUCCGUUGGGGCCGCAAAUGCAGAGACCAAAGACAGCAGCAAGGAAACGAAUUGAGGAAGAUGAGUUUGCUGAUGAAGAGCUAGGAGAUGACUUACUGCCAGAGUGAUGUCCAGGCCUCAAGUCCUGUGUCAUGAAAUAUUACAACUGGUCUCCACACUAAAACCUAAUGUGGCCAUUUGAUUAUUUUGUAUACAAUUUAUUUAAUGUUUUUGAUUGCACCAAAGGAACAGCAUUUAUUUGUCUUAAU